GUCCGCGAAUUCUUCGCUUCCGCAGAACAAAAAUUUGCUGUGGUUGGAGCCAGCAACAAUCGAUCCAAGUUUGGCAACAAAGUACUGCGCUGGUACAUUGAUAACGGAUACACUGCUGUGCCCGUGAAUCCUAAAGAAAAGUCCAUCGAGUCCUUGAGCUGUGUGCCCAAUCUCUCGGCACUGCCUGGCAACCCUGCAGACUAUCAUAUCUCGGUCAUCACUCCUCCCCCAGCUACGAAGUCCAUUCUCGAAGAAGCACACAAGAAUGGCAUCACGCGUGUUUGGCUGCAACCCGAUGUGGAUUCGCCUGAAGCUCUUGACUAUGCAAAAGAAACAGGCAUCAAGAUCAUUGCAGGCGGCCCCUGUGUUCUUAUCAACGGU
Molecule: messenger RNA, 381 nt
Organism: Lobosporangium transversale
Lineage: Eukaryota; Fungi; Mortierellomycota; Mortierellomycetes; Mortierellales; Mortierellaceae
Product: CoA-binding protein
Exons: 2
Source: RefSeq, a predicted model, not a curated record